Messenger RNA from Ceutorhynchus assimilis (cabbage seed weevil), 1581 nucleotides. Lineage: Eukaryota; Metazoa; Arthropoda; Insecta; Coleoptera; Curculionidae. The record is from the annotation of a GenBank genome assembly.
AUGGUACUUCAAGAUCCACUUCUUGACAUUGCCAAUCAAAUUGUUACAGAAAAUAUACCAUCCUCCCAUUCAAACGAAUCAAAAGAUAUAGCUUUCAGCAUUUCCCCUUUCUGUCUACAAGAUGAUACUUCUUUAAUUUUAAAAGACACAACCUCGGCUGGAGUCAGUCAAGUAGAAAGUUCUCAUGCAAUAAUUGCAGAAAAAAAAGAUAAGAGCGAUUAUGUCGAAGUCAUGGAGAAUAAUGAAACUACAUUAGAGUCUCAACCUGUAUAUCACCUUUCUGGAGAGAACAUAGAUACCACAGAUUCUGCUGUACAGGAAUUUCCCAAAAUAGUUCAUACCACAGAAAGGAGUGGAUGUGAAGAGCAGUUUGCUCUCAUGGACAACAAGGAAAACGAAUGCAAUAAUACUUCAAACUCCAUUAACUCCAAACAAUUCGAAUAUGAAAUUAGCGAAUACGUAAAUCCUACCAAGCUAUACAUCACGAGAAAGAGAAAAAAGAACUACCAAAUUUCUCCGGUGUACUCUAAUGAAAGUGACGUAGAUUUAAGUGACACUGAUCCGACCUACAAAGGGGAGCAAGACGACAAAAUGAAAAAAAUACAAAUUUUCAAUAGAAGUAACAGCUCUUCGACUUCUAAUGAUACUUCCAGUUCGUCUUCUAGCGAUACUUCCAGUUCGUCUUCAUCGACGUCAUCAGGAGAAAAUACCCCAUCGACAUCUAAAAAUACUAAAAAACGAACGCGAAAUCCUGAAAAAUGGAAACAAAACCUAACAAAACGGUUAAGAAAUACCGGUCAAUCCUAUGUCUCGAUGUCAAAAUCCAAGAAAAUCUUUGCAGCUAGGAGUGUCAAGUCGCCUUGCCCUGAAAAAUGCAGACUCAAAUGCAGGGACAACAUAAAUGAGAAUGAAAGAGCUUCUAUAUUUCAAAAAUUCUGGAAUUUAUCGGAUAUAAACAAACAACGUUUGUUUGUACAAUCUUGUUUGCGAAAUGUCUCACCCAGGUACAAAUACACGAAUGCUGUACAUGAGCUUACUUUUGAGUCAUUCCUUAAUUUGAAAAAACUCCAAGAAGAAUGGGAAUAUAAUUACAAUUUUGAUACCUCAGGAAAUACUGUGUUGUGGAAUAACAUUAAGGUGAUGAUGUUUAGAAAAGAAAAACCUUUUAGUUUCUUUUAUAAAACAUCCUACAAGCAGGAGAAUUUUUUUGAAGUUAAUCUGAGAAAUAAAAGAAGGAAGAUGCUUUCUUUGGAGGAAAUUACUCUUGAAAAAGCAUACCAGAAUAAACUCGAAUUGAGCGAAAAUAAGAAAAAGGAUCUGAGAGAACUUAUUUCUAAAAAUUUGAUUCCCAAUUAUUACGCAGAUUUUUAUUCCAGAGAAGCGACAGAUAAAGUAGACAAAGUGAUAUUUGGGCCGGAAGAAACUAUGCCGGAAUCCUAUUUACCACCUUCAGAGACGGAACCAACAGGUAAACCAGCUGAAGAAACUAACAAUAACACAGGUCCUGUCCUUUAUCCUCCAAAGGAUUAAAAUUCAUUAUUUUUGGUAAUAAAAAUAAUUUAAUAGCAAGAUCUACAAACA